This is a messenger RNA of Pseudozyma hubeiensis SY62, 1149 nucleotides long. RefSeq names its product haloacid dehalogenase-like hydrolase domain-containing protein 2. Bases 1 to 1149 code for a protein of 382 amino acids. Gene Ontology annotation, molecular function: phosphatase activity. The transcript is spliced from 3 exons. The record is from RefSeq and is a predicted model, not a curated record. Lineage: Eukaryota; Fungi; Basidiomycota; Ustilaginomycetes; Ustilaginales; Ustilaginaceae.
AUGACGAAGCUCGUCCGCAGCCUCCGACACCUUCCGACGUCUGCUUCAGCUCAGCAUUGUAUAAGGUCAAUGGUCAAUCAAAUGGAUUCAACAAGGUACAAUGUACUUAUUGACCUCAAUGGCACCUGCCACAUCUCCGACGAGCCGACCCCCGGCGCGGUCGAGGCGAUGCAAAAGCUUCGGGCUGCUCAGCACAAGUUCCCAGAUCGUCUUAACCUACGCUUUUGCAGCAACACGAGCAAGGAAUCCUCGCAUUCACUCCUGUCGCGCCUUCGCCGCGUCGGAUUCGGUGCCGAUCUCGUUACGGCGCACGAUGUGUUCACAAGCCUAGAUGCCGCGAUUCGGCUUGUGUCUCGCCGCAACCUGCGACCUCUGCUGCUUCUGUCCUCGUCCGCUCAGGCCAGCUUCAUGGAAGCAGAGCCUCUCGCCAAAGCUUGCUUCUUUGCCAGUCCAGAGCUGGAUCCGGCCAGGAUGAGCGCGGAACAAAGGUUUCGUCUGCGAGCGUGCAACGCAGUGGUUGUGGGCCUGUGUCCGGAGCUCAUGACGCAGAAAUGGCUCGAUGAAGCUUUCCGGCUGCUGUCUGGCGAAUACGGUGCAACGCAGCAAGUCGCUCUGAUUGCGACGCAUCGCGCAUUAUACCAUCGUCCGAGUGAAGGUGCACCGCUGUCGAUGGGUCCGGGCGCUUUUGUGGCGGCGCUCGAAGCUGCUUGUCACCGCGACGCCAGCUCUACAACGAUAUGCGGCAAGCCGAGCGAAGCAUUCCUGCGCGAAUGCAUUGCAGGUAUGAUGAGCAGAGCUGAGGAGAGAAUGGAUAGCUACACGAAUAUCAUUUUCGUACUGGCAAGUUCAGAGAGGGCGACGACACGCGCGGAGAUCGGCCAGCGGAUGAGACGCACGACAACUUUGCGUCGUGGGUCGAUAGCUUCAUCUCGAGCGAGCUCCGAUGAUGAGCGAAGCAGCGAGGAUGGUUUGCAAUGCAUGUGCGCAUUCGAUGCUUCGGAAGGGUCGACGCCAGAUUUCAAGAAGAUCUGCGGAGACAUCCGCUGCAUCAAGCGCGUCGAAUGCCCGCUGGCUGAACGAAAGGAAGCUUCUAAGCGUCCGGAUGUUUCCGAAGAGGACCCUGAAUUCUACUCCGGCCAGCAAUAUUAA